Elaeis guineensis (African oil palm) is the source of this 1009-nucleotide messenger RNA. The record is from RefSeq and is a predicted model, not a curated record. Lineage: Eukaryota; Viridiplantae; Streptophyta; Magnoliopsida; Arecales; Arecaceae.
CAUCGGGUAUAAAGGGAUGUGGAAGACCGGGCACCGAGAAGAGAGAGAGGAAGCGGCGGGCGGGUAGGCGGGCGAGGCCGCGAUGGGAGAUGAGGCGAUCGCACCGGUGAAGAUAACUCCUUCUUCGUUUCCCCACACCAAGCCCUCCUCCUCUUCUUCUUCCAUCCGAUUCCUCGGCAUCUUGAAGCAGCCCGAUUCCGGCCCCAGCUCAAACCCUAACCUGGAGCUCGAUGAGAGCGACAUCUUCUGGUCCGUCUCUGAGGUCUCCUCUGCCUCCUCCUCCCCUUCCGCUGGCGGCCCCGCCUCCUACUCGCAGUCAGACCGAUACCACCACGGGCGGCACGAGACCCGGCCCUUCGUGCCGGGAAGGUCCGGUCUAUCGGCCGCGCUGGCGGAGGACAGCCUGCUCCUGGUGAGGCAGAGGCUGCCGGCUGCGGCCUCGCGAGGUGGCGUGCCGGUGCCCGCGGGGAGGGCGGGGACGGAGGAGACCGGGGGAGGGAUGGGAAAGGGGUUCCACCAGUCGGCGCCGGUGAACGUGCCGGCGUGGCCGAGCUGGAGGAGUGGGAGGAAGGUGGAGGAGGGGGAGGAUAGAGAUCUGGAGGAGGAGGAGGAGGACAGGAGAUGGUUCCGCCGCACGUGAUCGUGGCGAGGUCGCACGUGAUGACAUUCUCGGUGUUCGAGGGCGUAGGGAGGACCCUCAAAGGGAGGGAUCUCCGGCAGGUACGGAACGCCGUCUUACAGAAGACCGGUUUCCUCUGAUGUGUUCUCUCUUACCCUUUUCUUUUUCUCGCCCCUCCCUAGUGAGAGAUUGGUUUGGGUUUUUUUGUCGGGCGAAGGGUCUGGGUUUUGCUAUUAUUGUACUUUCAGAUGCUCUCUUUUCGAUGGGUUGGGAUGGUGCCAAGAUUUCUAGCUCGCUGUGUAAUCACCAUUUAGUUUUAUUAUCAAUUGGAUAUUUUUAAGUUCAGUUUAGAAUAAAAAGAUAGAUGCUUGUCCCCUUUUUUCCCCCUCA